CAGAGCAAAGAAUUAAAUGAGACCAAAGCUGUUGAGUUCAACUCACUGCACUCAAGCAUCAAGUGGAGAUCAGAAGUAAAAUACAAGGAAAAUUGACUGGGCAGAAUGUCUGACCUGGAGAAUGCAAUGAUUGCUAUCAUAAAAGUCUUUCACAAGUAUACAGAAUGCAAGAGAGAUAAACUUAAGAAAACCCAGCUGAAGGCUCUUGUCAACAAUGAGUUAAACCAAUUUAUUGAGAACAUAAAAGACCAAGCGACCUUGGAUACACUCAUGCUGGACUUGGAUGAAAAUGGUGAUAUGGAAAUUGAUUUUCAAGAAUUUGUCACUUUUGUUGCUAUGAUUACCUCAGCAUGUCACAGCUUCUUUGCACCUCAAGAGUGAAUUUUGGAACCAAGAGCGAACAUUGGAACUAAGAGCGAACUCUGGAUGUGUACAUUGCUUUCUGAAAUGAGUUGAAAAACCUCAACUAAAUAAAGCGAACAACUUUUCAAGUAGAAUAGAAACAUAAUUAUCAGAUCAGAAUAAGAAGUGCUAGGACGGCUAAAAAUAUUUUAAUCCUUUACUUGCAUUCUGUCUGUUUCCAUGUUGUAUGACGCUAUGAUCCUGAAAAGUCCAACUGAAUAUACAUAUAUGCUUUGAAAAAAAGAGUAUUCUAAAUCAGAUGUCAGCUGUAAAUGCAGUGCUUCAGAAAUGUCCACUUUAUAACUCCCAUUAAAUGUAGUUGUCUGCUUUAAGAUAACUGCACCAGUAUUAUUGAUUGUUUGGAAAAUUUGAACUCACAAAAAGAAUGUUACCCAAAUGGAAAUUUUAUUGAUUGAAUAAAGAGAGCAGUGAAAUAAA
This is a messenger RNA of Chiloscyllium plagiosum (whitespotted bambooshark), 840 nucleotides long. RefSeq names its product protein S100-B-like. Gene Ontology annotation, cellular component: cytoplasm; nucleus. The record is from RefSeq and is a predicted model, not a curated record. Lineage: Eukaryota; Metazoa; Chordata; Chondrichthyes; Orectolobiformes; Hemiscylliidae. Gene Ontology annotation, biological process: positive regulation of canonical NF-kappaB signal transduction; positive regulation of cell population proliferation. Gene Ontology annotation, molecular function: calcium ion binding; calcium-dependent protein binding; S100 protein binding.